UGUCAAUAAUUUUGUAUAAUACUUCUUGCAUGUUAUUUAUAUUUUUACACAUUCUUCCCAUGUUGGGUAUAUUUAAACACGUCACUUAAUAUUAUUAUGUGAUUUAAUAAAAUGUUAAAUUUAUUACCCUUGAGGAAUCCAGCUAAUUCCCUUCUUUACGGUAAAACUGGUCUACAGAGGAUCAGAGUUGGGAAGCAUUCUAAGGUCAUUGAGGUGGAUACAUCCUCUAUUGAUGAGAUUUAUAGUCAUUCCAGAGAUGACGUUACUCUCCACAACAACUUUGUCCCCCUAAAACACAAAAAUUUUAUGGAAUACAAACUUGUUGCGUACCACUUGAUAGAAGCCUUUGAAAAACCCGAGAGAAGCUUUAAAACCACUCUAGGUGGAAUCGCAUUUUUCGAUAAACUAAAGAAUCUAUACUCGAAAAAGAUGUUACAAACUGAAGUGGACGCGCUUCUAAACACCAAGGAGUCCUCUACCUCCUUUCCAAUUCAGGGAAAGAAUAUUUAAUCUUUUAACAUUUACAACACACACACUACCUGUAUUAAAACCUUAUUAACAAUAAAUAUAUGAAG
Molecule: messenger RNA, 575 nt
Organism: Theileria parva strain Muguga
Lineage: Eukaryota; Apicomplexa; Aconoidasida; Piroplasmida; Theileriidae
Exons: 3
Coding region: 112-510 (132 amino acids)
Source: RefSeq, a predicted model, not a curated record